Molecule: messenger RNA, 498 nt
Organism: Cladophialophora yegresii CBS 114405
Lineage: Eukaryota; Fungi; Ascomycota; Eurotiomycetes; Chaetothyriales; Herpotrichiellaceae
Exons: 1
Coding region: 1-498 (165 amino acids)
Molecular function (GO): carbon-sulfur lyase activity
Source: RefSeq, a predicted model, not a curated record
AUGGAAGGCCGCUGCCAAUGCGGCGCCGUCAAAUUCCGCACCCCCAACGACAAACCCGUGAAAUGGUUCAUCUGCCACUGUCUCGAAUGCCGCCGCCAAUCCGCCUCCGCGUUCGGCAUCUCCGCCAUCUUUCCCAACUUUGACCUCCUGGCCCAGAACCCGGGCGCCGGAACAGGGCCGGGGACGGGAUCCGCGGACUCUACAAACGACGCGAACAGUUACGAGAACGACCUGAUAGGAACGUACACUCACUCCAAUACGACCUCCGGACGCGCGAAGCGGUGCUAUUUCUGCAAAAAGUGCGGCACGCGGAUCAUGAAUCUUAGCGUCGUUCCCGGGAAUGGUGCGGGCGGGUGGGUUGCCGUCAAGGGCGGGUGUCUUGAGGGCAUUCGCGGCGACGUGUGGACUUCGGCCACGCAUAUUUGGACGAAGAGUGCGUUGGUGGGUAUUCCGGAGGGGGUGGAGCAGUACGAAGGAGAUCCGCCGCCGAGGCAGUAG